AUUAUACGUUUGUAAAAUGCGCGCAAAUCUAUUCGCUAGAAUCGAAAAGACACAGAGUGCUCAGGCCCUGUUUGUAACCCCUCGAGCUAAAUACCGGGAUCGGGACUAGUCCAAGUAGCCGCCAGCCGGGUAGCCUUUAUGCCGCCUGUCGCACCUUUUAUUUCUCACACCACCCCUACUUUCGAAUCCAUUCUUGCUGUGAGCCGGUGACAUCGAACAAAAUGGCGUCCUUAACUCGUCCAAUCCUUUCUAUACCCCAGAAGCGACCCGCCCUGCUCCCCGCCAUCGCCAGGCACCACCAACAACCACAUCAACUGAGAUGGACUACCACCCAAAACCCAACCCCUAAAUACCAAAUUGAACCCCAAACCCCCCAACAAGGCCAAUCGCUCCUCGCCCAACAACGUCUCCGCCGUCCCGUCGCCCCCCACCUCGGGAUCUACAAAUGGCAAGUCCACUCCGUCUCGUCCGCCAUGCAGCGCAACACCGGAAUUCUCUUCUCGGGUAGUCUCUACCUCUUUGCGACAUCUUACCUCGCGGCUCCGUAUCUGGGCUGGGAUCUCUCAUCGACGAGUUUGGUUGCUGCCGCGGCGACACUUCCCGUGGCGGUCAAGUUCGCGUUGAAGUUUGUGGUGGCGUGGCCGUUCACGUUUCAUAUUAUUGCGGGUGUGAGGUAUUUGGCUACCUCGGGGGCGAAGACGUUGGAGAAUAGGGAGAAGUUUGUGAGGAUUGCGUGGGGGGUGGUGGGGGCGAGUUUGGUGAGUGCGGUGGGGGUGGUGGUGUUUUAUUGA
Messenger RNA from Aspergillus sclerotioniger CBS 115572, 791 nucleotides. Its product is annotated as succinate:quinone oxidoreductase subunit C. Gene Ontology annotation, biological process: tricarboxylic acid cycle; mitochondrial electron transport, succinate to ubiquinone. Bases 222 to 791 code for a protein of 189 amino acids. The record is from RefSeq and is a predicted model, not a curated record. The transcript is spliced from 3 exons. Gene Ontology annotation, cellular component: membrane. NCBI's taxonomy places the organism in Eukaryota, Fungi, Ascomycota, Eurotiomycetes, Eurotiales, Aspergillaceae. Gene Ontology annotation, molecular function: electron transfer activity; succinate dehydrogenase activity.